Molecule: messenger RNA, 3566 nt
Organism: Gadus morhua (Atlantic cod)
Lineage: Eukaryota; Metazoa; Chordata; Actinopteri; Gadiformes; Gadidae
Gene: atp1a2a
Product: ATPase Na+/K+ transporting subunit alpha 2a
Exons: 24
Coding region: 123-3155 (1010 amino acids)
Biological process (GO): intracellular potassium ion homeostasis; potassium ion import across plasma membrane; intracellular sodium ion homeostasis
Cellular component (GO): plasma membrane
Molecular function (GO): ATP binding; P-type sodium:potassium-exchanging transporter activity; ATP hydrolysis activity
Source: RefSeq, a predicted model, not a curated record
CGGGGGUUGGGGGUGAUGUGUGUGUGUGGGGGGGGGGGGUUGCAGGGGGUCUCAGCUGUCAGAGACCCUCCGCACGGCGCUGCCCUUCACUUCUCAGCCACGCCGGCGAGAGAACAUCCAACAUGGGUCGAGGGAGUGGUGCUGAUAGCGCUGCGAAGAGGAGCAAGAAGGACAAGGAUCUGGACGAGCUGAAGAAGGAGGUGUCCUUGGACGACCACAAGAUAUCUCUGGAUGAGCUUGGGACCCGCUAUGGAGUGGACUUAGCCCGGGGGCUGAGCAGUGCCAGGGCCCUGGAGAUCCUGCUACGGGACGGGCCCAACUCGCUUACCCCGCCGCCCACGACCCCCGAGUGGGUCAAGUUCUGCCGCCAGCUCUUUGGCGGCUUCUCCGUGCUGCUCUGGAUCGGCGCCAUCCUCUGCUUCCUGGCCUACAGCAUCCAGGUGGCCACGGAGGACGAACCUGUCAAUGACAACCUGUACCUGGGCGUGGUGCUCUCCGCCGUGGUCAUCAUCACAGGCUGCUUCUCCUACUACCAGGAGGCCAAGAGCUCACGCAUCAUGGACUCCUUCAAGAACAUGGUCCCACAGCAAGCCCUGGUGAUCCGGGACGGGGAGAAGAUGCAGAUCAACGCGGAGCAGGUGGUAAAGGGGGACCUGGUGGAGAUCAAAGGUGGAGACCGCACCCCCGCCGACCUGAGAGUCAUCUCUGCCAGCGGAUGCAAGGUGGACAACUCGUCCCUGACGGGCGAGUCUGAGCCGCAGAGCCGAUCUCCCGAGUUCACCCACGACAAUCCUUUGGAGACUCGCAACAUCUGCUUCUUCUCCACCAACUGUGUCGAGGGCACGGCCCAUGGCAUCGUCAUCGCCACGGGCGACCACACGGUGAUGGGCCGCAUCGCCACGCUGGCCUCGGGGCUGACCACGGGCCAGACGCCCAUCAACAUGGAGAUCGAGCACUUCAUCCACCUGAUCACGGGCGUGGCCGUGUUCCUGGGCGUGUCCUUCUUCGUCCUGUCCCUCAGCCUGGGCUACAGCUGGCUGGAGGCCGUCAUCUUCCUCAUCGGCAUCAUCGUGGCCAACGUGCCGGAGGGUCUGCUGGCCACCGUCACGGUGUGCCUGACGCUGACGGCCAAACGCAUGGCCAAGAAGAAUUGCCUGGUGAAGAACCUGGAGGCAGUGGAGACGCUGGGCUCCACCUCCACCAUCUGCUCCGACAAGACCGGCACGCUGACCCAGAACCGCAUGACCGUGGCCCACAUGUGGUUCGACAACCAGAUCCACGAGGCCGACACCACCGAGGACCAGUCUGGUCUGGGUUUUGACAAGAGCUCCUCCACCUGGGCGGCUUUGUCCCGUGUGGCGGGCCUGUGCAACCGGGCCGAGUUCAAAGCCGCGCAGGAUCACCUGCCCAUCCUCGCGAGAGAUACGGCGGGAGAUGCGUCCGAGUCUGCCCUGCUGAAGUGCUUCGAGCUUUGCUGCGGGAGCGCCAAGGAAAUGCGGGCCAGGAAUACCAAGGUCGGGGAGAUCCCCUUCAACUCCACCAACAAGUACCAGCUCUCUAUCCAUGAAUCAGAAGAAAACCCCGGCAGUCAUCUCCUGGUCAUGAAAGGAGCCCCGGAGAGGAUCCUGGACAGGUGCAGCUCCCUCAUGAUCAAUGGCCAGGAGGUGGCCUUGGACGACAACUGGAAGGAGAGCUUCCAGAACGCAUACAUGGAACUGGGAGGACUGGGAGAACGGGUGCUUGGCUUCUGCCAUCUGAACAUGUCCACCUCCCAGUACCCCCAAGGCUUCGCCUUCGACACGGAGGACCCCAACUUCCCCACGGAGCAGCUGUGCUUCCUGGGCCUCAUCUCCAUGAUCGACCCGCCCCGGGCCGCCGUGCCCGACGCCGUGGGCAAGUGUCGCUCCGCCGGCAUCAAGGUGAUCAUGGUAACCGGCGACCACCCAAUCACAGCCAAGGCCAUCGCUAAGGGAGUGGGCAUCAUUUCUGAGGGCAACGAGACGGUGGAGGACAUCGCUGCGAGACUCAACAUUCCCCUGAGCCAAGUCAACCCCAGGGAUGCCAAGGCGUGCGUGGUGCACGGGUCAGACCUGAAGGACAUGAGCUCGGAGUUCCUUGACGACCUGCUGAGGAAUCACACUGAGAUCGUGUUCGCUCGGACAUCACCUCAGCAGAAACUCAUCAUCGUGGAAGGCUGCCAGAGACAGGGGGCGAUCGUGGCGGUGACGGGGGACGGCGUGAACGACUCUCCCGCCCUGAAGAGGGCCGACAUCGGCGUUGCCAUGGGGAUCGCCGGCUCUGACGUCUCCAAACAGGCGGCCGACAUGAUCCUGCUGGACGACAACUUCGCCUCCAUCGUCACCGGGGUGGAAGAGGGUCGUCUGAUCUUUGACAACCUGAAGAAGUCCAUCGCCUACACGCUGACCAGCAACAUCCCGGAGAUCACACCCUUCCUCCUCUUCAUCCUCGCCAGCAUCCCUCUGCCGCUAGGGACCGUCACCAUCCUCUGCAUCGACCUGGGCACCGACAUGGUGCCGGCCAUCUCCCUGGCCUACGAGGCGGCGGAGAGCGACAUCAUGAAGAGGCAGCCGCGCAACCCCAAGACGGACAAGCUGGUGAACGAGAGGCUCAUCAGCAUGGCCUACGGACAGAUAGGCAUGAUACAGGCCCUGGCCGGCUUCUUCACUUACUUCGUCAUCCUGGCGGAGAACGGCUUUGUCCCCCGGUCCCUGCUGGGCAUCCGCAUCCUCUGGGACGACCGCAACGUCAACGACCUGGAGGACACCUACGGCCAGCAGUGGACGUACGAGCAGAGGAAGAUCGUGGAGUUCACCUGCCACACCUCCUUCUUCAUCAGCAUCGUGGUGGUGCAGUGGGCCGACCUCGUCAUCUGCAAGACCCGCAGGAACUCUGUCUUCCAGCAGGGCAUGAAGAACCGGAUCCUGAUCUUUGGACUGUUCGCUGAGACAGCUCUGGCUGCCUUCCUGUCCUACUGCCCUGGCAUGGACAUAGCACUCCGCAUGUACCCUCUGAAGAUCAGUUGGUGGUUCUGCGCCUUCCCCUACUGUCUGAUCAUCUUCAUUUAUGAUGAGAUCCGCAAACUGAUCCUGAGACGCUGCCCUGGAGGUUGGGUGGAACAGGAGACGUAUUAUUAACAUUCAUAAAAUGUCGGUUUCAAUCCCGUGUGAGUGGGUGUGUGUGUGCGUGUGUCUUCGUGUCUGUGUGUGUGUGUUAGGCGGUAGUCUGUCUGUCAGUUGUUAUAUUGCAUGGAUCAUUUCACAAAUCUGAUUAUCAUAGCAACUACUGCUGGAAAUAAGCUUUUGAUUGUGUUUUGAGAUUUCAUUUUUUUUAUUCUGGGCCUGACGUGCCUUGUACAUUUCUGUGCCUCAAGUAAAUGUUGAAAGAGAAUGAAGCACGGCUGAUUGUACAAGGCAACACUACCAACAACGUUUGCCUAAUGAAAUGGAUUCUAAUUCUAUAAUUCUGUGAACAAUUUUCUUAUUUAGCCUCAAUUGGAACAAUGAUUCGGUAUUUUCAAAGGAAAAUAAAAAAAAUGAAAUACCUUC